Molecule: messenger RNA, 282 nt
Organism: Staurois parvus
Lineage: Eukaryota; Metazoa; Chordata; Amphibia; Anura; Ranidae
Source: the annotation of a GenBank genome assembly
UACCAAGAGCAGUAACCCCAAGCUACACUCAGGCUUACCAUGCGGCGUUGCUCAGGGGUCCCUGCAGCACUUACCUUGUCCUUCGCUCCCGCGAUGUGUCUCCUGCAGCGUCCCCGGCCAUCUCCUCCGGCCGAUGCCGGCAUCCGGCUUCUGUUUUCCGGUCCCUGUGACGUCGGGACGUACGCGGUAAACCUGAGCUACAUUCUUGUAUCAAACCAUUUCACAUAUAUUUUGUCCCUACUGCUUUGUCCUGUCCCCUGCCUGCAUUUUGACUGUUCUUUC